Sorex araneus (European shrew) is the source of this 3437-nucleotide messenger RNA. RefSeq names its product transmembrane channel like 6 (gene TMC6). Gene Ontology annotation, molecular function: mechanosensitive monoatomic ion channel activity. The record is from RefSeq and is a predicted model, not a curated record. NCBI's taxonomy places the organism in Eukaryota, Metazoa, Chordata, Mammalia, Eulipotyphla, Soricidae. Gene Ontology annotation, cellular component: plasma membrane. The transcript is spliced from 22 exons. Bases 275 to 2605 code for a protein of 776 amino acids.
CCCCAGAGCCCCGCCUCCAAAUGACUCCUGGGAAAGGGUUCUAGGGUUCUGCUUGGGGAGCACGCGCUGGACAAGGCGCCACCGCCGCACCCUCGACGUGGCGGCGGAAGCGCUGCCGACAGCCCAGGGGCCUCCCCUCCGCACCCCUGCAGGCAUGGUGCUGCGGACCCCUUGCAGACCGAAGUCCCAGGAGGAGAAGACCUUGGCGCUGAGCGGAGCCCUGUAGUCCUGGCCCAGAUGGGCCCCAGCCCGGAGCUGCCCUAGGACCGAGGACAUGGCCCAGCAGCGGACGUUUAUCCUGGAUGUCCCCGCGACCCCCGGGGAUCAGGGCCUGGAGCCCAGCCCCGACGACGAGGAUGAGGUGCACGACUCCUUCCGGCAGCUCCUUCAGGAGCACGGCCAGUGGGCGGCCGAGGGGGACCUGGAGCUGCAGCCCAGGCGGGCCUCGGGUGGGGACCGCGAGACCCUCCUGGGGCCGGAGCUGGGCCCCGAGCUCAGCGCGGCCACGCUCCGCAUCCUGUCGUGCAUGCCCAGCCGGACCAUCGGCCGCAGCCGCGGGGCCGUUAUCUCGCAGUACUACAACCGCACCAUGCGGCUGCGGGCCAGCCGGCCCGGACUCCGCGCCGCGGGGCGCUCGGCCCGGCCCAGCCUGCGCGCCCACGACCUGGAGCUGGACCCCAGGGCGCGCGAGGAGCAGGAGAAGCGUCGGCUGCUGGCCAGGGAGCUGCAGGGCCUGGCGCCGGCCCAGCGCGCGCAGAUGCUGCGGUCCAUGCCCCUGAGCCUGGCCGAGAAGCGUCGCCUGCGGGAGGAGAGCCUGCCCCCCGGGGCGAAGCCGCGGGCCCGGGGCGGCCGGGGCCUGUCCUGCUGCGGCCGGCUGCUGGACGCCUGCGCCCUGGCCUCGCACGAGCUGGCCCUGGGGCUGCCGUCCGGCUGGCGGGCGCGGGCGCCCUGGCGCUACGCACUGAAGCGCAUCGGGGCGCAGUUCGGCUCGAGCGCGCUCUGCUACUUCCUCUUCCUCACGACGCUGCUGCGCUUCAACGCGCUGCUGCUGCUGCCUCUGCUGGCCUUCGUGGUGGGCGUGCAGGCCGCCUGCCCGCCGCGCGCCCCCGGGCCGCCGCCCGCCUUCACCGGCCUGGAGCUGCUCACGGGCGGGGGCCGCUUCACCCGCUCCGUCAUGUACUACGGCUACUACAGCAACGCCACGCUGGGCCCGUGCGCCGCGGGCGCCGCCCGCCUGGCCUACAACAUGCCCCUGGCGUACCUGCUCACCGUGGGCGCCGCCUUCUUCCUCACCUGCUUCACGCUGGUGUACAGCAUGGCUCGCUCCUUCAGCGAGAGCUACCGCGUGGGCAGCACCCUGGGCGCGCACGCCCUCACCGCCUUCUGCGCCUGGGACUACAAGGUCACGCAGAAGUGGGCCUGCCGCCUGCAGCAGGACAACAUCCGGACUCACCUGAAGGAGCUGCUGGCUGCCGAGUGGCGGCUGCGCCAGGGCCCCCGCGGCAUGUGCGGGCGGCUGCGGCGGGCGGUGCUGCGGGGCGCCGCGUGGCUGCUGUGUGCGGGGCUCGCGCUGGGCUGCACCGUGGCCGUUUACUACCUCUCUGAACACAUGCUCCAGAGCCCCGUGUCGGCCGAGCAGGCGGGCGCGCUGCUGGCUCUGCCCCUGGUCGUCUGUCUCAUCAACCUGGUGGUCCCCUACCUGUUCCGCGGCCUGGCCGCGCUGGAGCAGCAGGAGUCCCCGGGGCUGGAGGUGUACGUGGCCAUCUGCAGGAACCUCCUCCUGAAGAUGGCCACCCUGGGCGUCCUGUGCUACCACUGGCUGGGCCGCAGAGUGGCCACCCUGCGUGACCAGUGCUGGGAGGACUUCGUGGGCCAGGAGCUGUACCGGCUGGCGGUGCUGGACUUCAUCUUCACGCUGCUGGACACGCUCCUGGGGGAGCUGGUGUGGAGACUCGUGUACGAGAAGCAGCGGAAGAAGAGAGGGAAGCCCGAGUUCGACAUUGCCCGGAAUGUUCUGGAACUCAUUUACGGGCAGACCCUGAUCUGGCUGGGGGUCCUCUUCUCGCCGCUGCUCCCCGCGCUGCAGAUCCUCAAGCUGCUGGUCCUCUUCUACGUCAAGAAGGCCAGCCUCAUGGCCAACUGCCAGGCACCGCGCAGGCCCUGGCUGGCCUCGCACAUGAGCACCGUGUUCAUCUCGCUGCUCUGCUUCCCCGCCUUCCUGGGCGCCGCCGUCUUCCUCUGCUUCGCCGUGUGGCAGGUGAAGCCCUCGCGCACCUGCGGCCCCUUCCGGACCCUGGACACCAUGUACGAGGCGUGCCGGGCCUGGGUGCGGCACCUGGAGGCGGCGAGCCCCGGCGUGUCCUGGGUGCCCUGGGUGCACCGCCACCUGGUCGAGGACCCCUUCCCCACCUUCCUGGCGUCAGCCCUGCUCAUGGCCGUCAUCUACCUCAACAUCCAGGUGGUGCGGGGCCAGCGCACCGUCAUCGCCCUCCUCAAGGAGCAGAUCAGCAACGAGGGCGAGGACAAAAUUUUCUUGAUCAACAAGAUUCACUCCGUCUACGAGAGAAAGGAGAGGAGCAGGCUGCGGCGCUGGACGAGGCCCUGAGCUUCCUGGGAAGAGCCACAGGCCUGGGCCCCCGGCCGGGGCUGCGGGGGGCUGCGGGGGCCUGCAGCUCUGGCGGCCACGUCCUCCCCAGCGCCCGUUGGGAGGUGCGCAGACACCAGCUGCAGGGCACAGCCACGAGCCAGGUGUGCCAGGCUGGCCAGCGGCCCGACGCCAACGAGAGCCUUGCUCCUGCCACUCACGCUGCUGCCAGGCCCCAGUGCCAAGGGUGCGGCUCGUGGCCUAAUCCCUAACCCACCUACGUGCCGGGGCCCCUGCUCCAUUCCCGGGCUCUGGGCUGUACUUGGCGUCUGUGGUGACAGGCCCGAGGCAGCGCUGGUCCCUCCGGGGCAUCUGCAAUGUGCCAUGGCCAGUCCUGGGGCUCAGGGUGCCUGUGCCCUGCUGGGGAAUGGGCGGUCGACCCCCAUCGCCGUACCCGUUCCCCUGGCAUCUUUCCUGCUCGGACUCCAGCCCGUGCCGUGGCUCCGGGCUGGUGGGGCUCCGGCACGGUCGCCUCUCGUGUGGGCCACGGGAGCAGCAGCUGGCACAGCAGCGGUGGGACGCAGGCGCUCCUCAAAGCAACGUGGCUGCAGGACAUGCGAGAAGCUCCGAGUCCCGGGGCCACAGCGAGUCCAGCGGGGAGGGCGCUUGCCGUGCACACAGCUGACCCACUUCCACCCGGGCACCCCCCACAUGGUCCCUGGCACCUGCCAGGAGUGAUCCCUGAACUCAGCCGGAAGCAGGCACGGAUGGGUGUGCCAACGACCAAAAGCACCCGGGGGCCCUGCACGACUCAGGCAGGAAAAUGCCAAGAUCUCGAGGGAAGGGCACGGAC